CGGUUACGGUUUAAUUUUAUAUCACGUGACCCCCGUGCAAGUGCCGUGUAGUAAAAGUUGUGCUAAAACCAUGGCGGACAAAGAUGAGGCUGAGAAGACGAUUGCCGAAGAUUUGGUUGUUACCAAAUAUAAGAUGGCUGGAGCCAUUGUGAACCAGGUUUUAAAACAGGUUUUGGACAAGUGCGUAGCUGGGGCUUCAGUGAGAGAAGCAUGUGAGUACGGAGACACGUUGCUGUUAGAAGAGACAAGCAAAGUCUUUAAAAAGGAGAAAGAUUUGAAGAAAGGUAUUGCCUUUCCAACGUGUAUAUCAGUGAACAACUGUAUCUGCCAUUUCUCGCCAAUAGCAAGUGAGCCAGAUCUCAUUUUGAAAGAGGACGAUGUAGUGAAAGUAGAUCUUGGGGCGCACGUCGACGGAUUCAUUGCAGUUGUUGCUCAUACUAUUGUCAUCGGAUCGUCCAGUGAAAAGAAAGUCACUGGAAGGAAAGCCGAUGUUGUUUUGGCUGCUCAUUAUGCAUCUCAGGCAGCCCUAAGGUUGUUGAAGCCAGGAACAGAGACGUACGCAAUAACGGGAACAGUGGAAAAAAUCUGUGGAGCUUAUAACUGCAAGCCUAUCGAAGGUAUGCUGAGCCACCAGCUGAAGCAAUUCAAAAUUGACGGUGAAAAGACAAUUAUACAAAAUCCGAAUGACGCCCAAAAAAAAGAACACGAGAAGUUUACUCUUGAAACUCACGAAGUAUACGCAAUGGAUGUGCUGGUGAGCACAGGGGAGGGUGUAGGUCGAGAACAAGAUACACGAGUGACAAUAUACAAGAAAACGGAAGAAACUUAUCAGCUGAAAUUGAAAACAUCCCGCGCGUUCUACAGCGAGGUGACUCACAAACAUGGUCUGAUGCCUUUUAACUUGCGAACUUUCGAAGACGAAAAGAAAGCUAAAAUGGCGGUUGUUGAAUGCGUUAAUCAUCGAUUAAUCGAGCCGUUCCAGGUUUUGUACGAGAAACCAAGUGAAUAUGCGGCGCAAUUCAAAUUCACAGUUUUGUUGAUGCCCAAUGGACCUCAUAAAAUAACGGGAAUUCCUUUCGAACUUGAGUCAUUCAAGUCGGAUUGCGUAGUUGACGAUCAAGAAUUAAAGACACUCUUGAAUUCCUCUGCGAAUCCGAAGGCCGGGAAAAAGAAGAAAAAGAAGGCGGAAAAAGCGGUUGGGGAAGUUACGAUGGAAGUGGACGCGAAGGCUUAACACAAGAAUGAACUGUUCUAUGAGUUAUUGACACUGUCGUGCACUGAAUCAACAAUCAUUUGGACCAUCGUAACGAUCGGAGCGACAUUGAUUUUUCGAAUGUUGCAUAAUAUCGGAGAAAAGACUUCCGGAGAAUUAACAUUUCCAUGGUUGGCCGUAAUUCAUUGUCGUUCAUAUUACAUUGUGUUCCUCUUUUGGAAAGUGUCGAAAUUUUUUCAAACCUCUAUCGAUCAUAUAAAACAACACAUGCAAAACUCUAUCAUCGAACUUUACUCAAUCACUUGUUUUUUUUUCUCACUUUUUUUAUCAUACCUUACUCGUUUAGCUGAUUGAAAUAGUAUUGAAUAAAAGAAAGAACAACCUGAAGCGUGUCCUUCGAUUAAAUAGUGCCGUAAAUUUAUGAAUUCAAUCGGAGAACUAGAAAUAAUAGCCAAGUAGUAUUUCUGUUACGCGUCAAAUUCCGGCUUUGUAUGUUCAACUGUCAUUUUUAGCCAAUGAUUUGCAUAUUUUUAAUGAUAAGAAAAGCGCAAAUGAAAUUAUGAUUAGAUCGCAAAUUCGUUACGCGUUUUAUCGGGAAAAAAAUCAUGAUUUGUUCAACUAACAAUCUGUCCAUAUUUUCUUAUAAACAGCAACGCCUAGUAAGAAAUUGUAAAAUUGAAACCAUAUCGAUCACGGAAGUAUUAGAUCGUCAAUUUGGAUCUAAUGAUCGAUAAUUAAUUUGCUAUUAAUUAAUUGUGCUCCAUCAGAAUUGAAUCAUCGAUGUAUUUCGUAAAUUGCAAACAUCUCGAAAAAAAUCAAUCAACUAUGAAUUAUCACAAAAUAUAGUUUUUUACUGAAACUUUAAUUGUAAUUUAAUCGUAAUGUGUACUUUUUAAUCGGUUUGAGCUCGUUGUUUCAUAUUGUAAUCGGUGUAUUUUUUACUAAUACAAAUGAGCUAUCUCGUGUUAUUGUACAGUUUUUGAAUGUGGACAUCAAAAAUUUCAUGAAAA
Venturia canescens is the source of this 2223-nucleotide messenger RNA. RefSeq names its product proliferation-associated protein 2G4. Lineage: Eukaryota; Metazoa; Arthropoda; Insecta; Hymenoptera; Ichneumonidae. The transcript has 7 exons. The coding region runs from base 71 to 1234 and encodes 387 amino acids. The record is from RefSeq and is a predicted model, not a curated record.